CCAAUCAGGAGGCUUUGUAGCAGAAAUUUAAAGGUCUGUGCGGCACUGUCUGCGAACCACAACCUCUGAGCCACAAGUAGGAUACACCACCACUAAACCAGAUUUCUACCGCUGCUAAACUCCUCAUCAACUUGAAAAUGUCUGAAAACGUCGUUCGUCUGAACCAGUUCAAGAACAAAGGCAGAGACGCCAAUGAGCUCCGACGCAGGAGAGUGGAAGUGAACGUGGAGCUCCGGAAGGCGAAGAAAGACGAUCAGAUUUUCAAAAGGAGGAAUGUGUCGUCAUGUCCGGAUGAAGCGACCUCUCCUCUGCAGGAAAGGACCCAAAACUGCCAGGCUGCUCGGCAGUGGACGGUUGAAGAGAUUCUCACAGGAGUGAACAGCGAUAACCCUGAGUCCCAGCUCCAGGCCACACAGGCUGCACGGAAGCUGCUGUCCCGUGACAAACACCCUCCCAUCAACCAGAUGAUCAGCGCCGGAUUGAUCCCCAAGUUUGUCGCCUUCCUGGGGCUCUCUGACUGCCCUCCCAUGCAGUUCGAGGCGUCCUGGGCGCUCACUAACAUCGCCUCUGGGACGUCCGAUCAGACGGCCGCUGUGGUUGAGGGCGGGGCCAUUCCUGCGUUCAUCAGCCUGGUCACAUCCCCCCACCAGCACAUCAGCGAGCAGGCAAUCUGGGCUCUGGGAAACAUCGCUGGUGAUGGGUCACCGCUGAGAGACAGAGUCAUCAAGCACGGAGCUGUGGCGCCUCUGCUGAGCCUGCUGGCCGUCCCUGACUUCUCCGUCUUUAACCCUGGCUACCUGAGAAACAUCACCUGGACGCUGUCAAACCUCUGUCGCAACAAGAACCCCUCCCCUCCCAUCGCCGCCAUCCAGCAGAUGAUGCCUUCCCUCAUCCGUCUGCUUCACUGUGAGGACCCGGAGGUGUUGGCCGACGCCUGCUGGGCUGUGUCGUACCUGACGGACGGCUCCAAUGAUCGCAUCGAGGUGGUGGUCCAAACCGGCUUGAUCCCUCGUCUGGUGAAGCUGCUGGGCUUCGAGGAGCUGCCUGUCGUGACGCCGUCGCUGAGAGCCAUCGGAAACAUCGUGACUGGUACGGAUGAGCAGACUCAGGCAGUGCUGGACGCCGGAGCCCUGACGAUGUUCCCCGGGCUGCUGCGCCACAAAAAGCCCAACAUCCAGAAGGAGGCGGCCUGGACUCUGUCCAACAUCACGGCAGGGAAGGACGGACAAAUCCAGGAAGUCAUCAACGCGGGCCUCGUCCAUUACAUGGUCGAUUUGCUUAAGCGGGGUGACUACAAAACUCAGAAAGAGGCUGUGUGGGCGAUUACAAACUUCACCAGCGGGGGCACCGUUCAGCAGGUGGUCUACCUCGUUCAAGCCAACGUGCUCGAACCUCUUCUGAAUCUCCUCUCCUCCAAAGACAGCAAGACCGUCCUCGUCAUCCUGGACGCCAUCACCAACAUCUUCAUGGCCGGGGAUAAGAUCGGCGAGUCGGACAAACUGAGUCUGAUGAUUGAAGAGUGCGGAGGACUGGACAAGAUCGAGGCUCUGCAGGCGCACGAGAACGAGAUGAUUUACAAAGCAUCCCUGAACCUGAUCGAGAAAUACUUCUCAGAUGAGGAGGAGGAGGUGCAGAGCGUGGCCCCAGAAGUGACCGAGGACGCUUACGCUUUCAGUAUCGGAGAAACCCAGAGCACUUUCAAUUUCUAGAUGACUUUCACAUCCCUCUAAUCUAAACUGUAUUCUUCUUUCACCACUGCUGUCUGUUCUUUGUUCAUGUCAUCGUUGACUUCUCUCUCUCUCUUUGUGUGUCUUGUACAUACUGUUUUAAUGUGAAAACAAGAUUGUAAAUAAAGUUGUCAGAAGGUG
Messenger RNA from Labrus mixtus (cuckoo wrasse), 1868 nucleotides. It is a transcript of the gene kpna2, whose product is annotated as karyopherin alpha 2 (RAG cohort 1, importin alpha 1). Lineage: Eukaryota; Metazoa; Chordata; Actinopteri; Labriformes; Labridae. Gene Ontology annotation, biological process: NLS-bearing protein import into nucleus. The coding region runs from base 138 to 1709 and encodes 523 amino acids. The transcript is spliced from 11 exons. Gene Ontology annotation, cellular component: nucleus; cytoplasm. Gene Ontology annotation, molecular function: protein binding; nuclear import signal receptor activity. The record is from RefSeq and is a predicted model, not a curated record.